This is a messenger RNA of Saitoella complicata NRRL Y-17804, 582 nucleotides long. RefSeq lists its product as uncharacterized. The record is from RefSeq and is a predicted model, not a curated record. NCBI's taxonomy places the organism in Eukaryota, Fungi, Ascomycota, Saitoellomycetes, Saitoellales, Saitoellaceae. The coding region runs from base 1 to 582 and encodes 193 amino acids. The transcript has a single exon.
AUGCCAAAACGACUCCGCGAGAUCGGGUUACGAGUACGAGAAGACAUGUCCUACCUCGUCGUAAAAGACAUCGUCCCUCACCACAACGAUAAAUUCGGCGGCAACACAGGCGUGAUCCGCUCCGCCACCUCUCGUCCAAUCUACUCCCUCUCCGAAGCAAAUUUGCUCGCUUCGAGUAUCCCACCGACAGACUACACCCCCCUCUUCAUCGGCUCCAAGAACGGGCGAUAUUGGGCACGGUUCCGGGAUGCAGAGGGCAAGUACGAACUCGAGAUAUCCGUCAUACGGGAGGUGUGGUACACGAACCCACAGAAUUGGAUAUGGGCAGUACACCGGUGGAAAGGCCACGAUACGCUUGGGAUCGUGAGUUAUCACCGCACGGUGGAGGGCGCGAAUAAAGCUGCGAGAAAGAUCGUGAAAGAUGUUGUGGCGGGGGUGGAGAGGGAUGUUUGGAGUCUUUGGAGGGGGAGGAGGGAGAGGGGGGUUGGGAUGGGUGGGGAGGUUGUUGAGUAUGUGCCGCUGCCGAAUGAUUUUGGGAGGGGGGUUACGGUGCAGGUUAGGAGGAUGUUGUUGGAGAGAUAG